Gryllus bimaculatus (two-spotted cricket) is the source of this 402-nucleotide messenger RNA. Lineage: Eukaryota; Metazoa; Arthropoda; Insecta; Orthoptera; Gryllidae. The record is from the annotation of a GenBank genome assembly.
GCACCUGUUACAAAAGUAGAAGUACCUGAUGCAGUGAUAGAGCUACCUCCUGAGCAAAAUACAGAAACAAAUAUAACAACAAAUCUGAAAGGAGUGUCUGAAGUUUCUGAUGCAGAUCCACAGAUGUCUAGUAUGCCUAACAUAGCAACAGUAUGUGAUCAGGGAUCAUCAAAUGUGAAAGCUGUUAAUUCCUUGUUAGAAGAAACUAGAGGACAUAGAAUAAAAGUCAACAGUGCUCAAAUGAAGUAUAAUGUUCAAAUGAUAAUUGUUCAGAUAGAUGAUUUUGACACCUCUACUGAGUGGAAGACAUUAACACUUACAGCAAAUUAUAUAAUAGCAGGUAAAAUCCACUUUAUUUUUUGUAAUGCCAUAACAUUUGAAAAAAUGUCUCAUUUUGACAAU